Messenger RNA from Williopsis jadinii, 186 nucleotides. RefSeq names its product amino acid starvation-responsive transcription factor GCN4 (gene GCN4). Lineage: Eukaryota; Fungi; Ascomycota; Saccharomycetes; Phaffomycetales; Wickerhamomycetaceae. Gene Ontology annotation, biological process: positive regulation of cellular response to amino acid starvation. Gene Ontology annotation, molecular function: DNA-binding transcription factor activity, RNA polymerase II-specific; RNA polymerase II cis-regulatory region sequence-specific DNA binding. The record is from RefSeq and is a predicted model, not a curated record. Gene Ontology annotation, cellular component: transcription regulator complex.
AUCGUUGUUGACAGCUCUGACCCUAUUGCAGCCAAGAGAGCUAGAAAUACCGAGGCUGCAAGACGUUCAAGAGCUAGAAAGAUGGAGAGAAUGAGCCAAUUGGAGGACAAAGUUGAAGAACUUCAAGAGAAGAACGAAGCUUUGGAACAAGAGGUCGAGAGAUUGAGAGCUUUGUUGGCUCAACGU